Protopolystoma xenopodis is the source of this 345-nucleotide messenger RNA. Lineage: Eukaryota; Metazoa; Platyhelminthes; Monogenea; Polystomatidea; Polystomatidae. The record is from the annotation of a GenBank genome assembly.
AUGAGACUCACCUCUAGCAUAUAUAGUCAUAGUGAUGUCAAAAUUAAUUGGCCAAAACUUGAUUAUCGCAAAUAUAAACUGGAGCAUCCUGAUCUAAUAAGACACGUCGAGCGACUUAGAGCAAUCGGCCUUAAAGAUCCUUGGAUUCGGAACUAUGCUUGGCUUUAUUCUCCCAAUGUUCACGAAACCUUAUGGCAGACCAUGCGCCGAACAGUGCUCAAAAAAGCCCCUCAUGGCUUUGUCACGGCACUUGCACUUACUGGUCUCAAAGUUGCUUACGAUCGUAUGCCAUUAUCAAACCUGAUUAAUCACAAAGCUGAGACUAGCGAUACUUCAACUAAUUGA